Messenger RNA from Peronospora matthiolae, 1452 nucleotides. The record is from the annotation of a GenBank genome assembly. Lineage: Eukaryota; Oomycota; Peronosporomycetes; Peronosporales; Peronosporaceae.
AUGGCUACAACGCCAGUCGGGACCACUGCAGGAGCCGAUACCGCUGGCUCGCAUAAACGUCUGCGCACCAGUGAAGUAGGCGGAAAAGCUGACGCUGCCGAGUCGAACUUUGUGAAUGAGUUCAAGGGCUUCCACGUCCCCAGCAACAACUUUAGCAUCGAGCGCAUUCCUGUUGACAGCGUGACGCCUGAAGAGUUCUUCGCCAAGUUUGUAUGCACACGGACGCCCGUGGUGCUCUCUGGAUGUUUGCAGGAUAAAGAGUUCACUGCGCCAGUGAAGUGGUCCGAGUCAAACGACCGUCUGAUUGAACUUGCGGGAGAGACGAAGCUCACGGUGGAGCGUCGUGGACAUGUCUACGACAAGUUUGGCAAGGGCAUUGCAGUGGAAAUGCCAUUGUGCGAGUUACUUAACUUGAUCGUUUCGGGGGACGAGAUGCACUAUCUGACGACACAGGAGGUGGUGGUUGACGAUGAUGGCCGGCCUGAAAUUAUGGCUCCGUUCAUGCGACAGCUGCAGCAAGAUUUCCCCGUUCGUCCGAAGCUCAUGGGCCACCUCAUCCCACAAAAUAUCAACAUGUGGAUGGGAAACAACAAACAUGGGUCAUCGACAGGGCUGCAUCAUGACUACCAUGAUAACCUGUAUAUUCUGAUGCGUGGCAAGAAGCGCUUCCGUCUGUACUCACCUGUUGACGCUGAAAAGAUGUACGUGCGUGGACAGAUGGCGCACGUCCAUCCGAACGGCUUGAUCAAUUACGUGGGAAAGACGACUACGCCUUACGGCGCUGAUCCAGCGGCAGAACGGGAGGCACUGGCUGCCAUUUUGAAGAACGAGGCGGAGCGUGAGUUGGUUGAAGCCGAACAUGCUGUGAAAGCUGGUGAGUUGGGGGCUGAAGCCCGCCGUGAAGCAGCAGAAGAGAGGCUAGAAAAGGCGUUGUUUGGGAUGCUGCAAGCGCAAAAUAGUGAUGAUGAAGGUGACCAGCAUUUUGGAAAUGAAGCGUUUUCCUUUGAUGAGAGCGACGCUGAGGGAGAUGAUGAAAGCGAAAGUGGCGAGCUGGAUGAAAUUGCAUUCGACCCUGAAGAAGACAAGGAAAGCAAAAAGAGUGCAAAGCGGGAUGUUAGCGAGAUGGACAUUACGUACCCUGUGAGCUUCAGCCAGGUCGACACAUCUCGGUUGCGCGAUGGCGAACAGACGCAAGAAGAACUGCAAUCAGAUUUUCCCAAGUUCUAUCAAGCUAAAUGUGCCAUGUGCGAUUUAGAGGUGGGAGAAAUUCUGUACCUCCCUGCUUCGUGGUUUCACGAGGUGGAGUCAUUUGGCUCUGCGCAGGGUAACGGCCAUUUGGCCCUGAACUAUUGGUUCCACCCGCCUGAUCAACUUUCACCUGAGCACUUUGCUUCACCGUAUUCAUCGCUUUUCUGGCAGCGUGACUGGGAACAACGUUUCCGUCCGAUUUAA